This is a messenger RNA of Gracilinanus agilis (Agile Gracile Mouse Opossum), 1080 nucleotides long. It is a transcript of the gene SLC6A7, whose product is annotated as solute carrier family 6 member 7. Gene Ontology annotation, cellular component: membrane. The record is from RefSeq and is a predicted model, not a curated record. Gene Ontology annotation, biological process: sodium ion transmembrane transport. The transcript has 7 exons. Lineage: Eukaryota; Metazoa; Chordata; Mammalia; Didelphimorphia; Didelphidae. Gene Ontology annotation, molecular function: L-proline transmembrane transporter activity. Bases 1 to 1080 code for a protein of 359 amino acids.
AUGAAGCGGCGCCAGGCAUCCCACCUGGGCGAGCCUGUGACCCCAGAUCUACUGAUGACCCCUAGUGAUCAGGGUGAUGGAGACUUGGAAGUAGACUUUACUGCAGAUCGCGGAAACUGGACAGGGAAGCUGGACUUCCUUCUCUCCUGCAUUGGCUACUGUGUGGGCCUGGGCAAUGUCUGGCGCUUCCCCUAUCGUGCUUACACCAACGGAGGAGGUGCCUUUCUUGUUCCCUACUUCAUCAUGCUGACCAUCUGUGGCAUCCCUCUCUUCUUCCUGGAGCUCUCCCUUGGCCAGUUCUCUAGCUUGGGCCCCCUUGCUGUCUGGAAGAUCAGUCCUCUCUUCAAAGGUGUUGGCGUGGCCAUGCUCAUCAUCGUCUCCCUGGUGGCCAUCUACUACAAUAUGAUCAUCGCCUACGUCUUGUUUUACCUCUUCGCCUCCCUAACCAGUGACCUACCCUGGCAACACUGUGGUAACUGGUGGAACACAGAGCUCUGCCUGGACCACCAUGCAAUGAGAGAAGCCAAUGCCACAACAGCCAUCAACCUCUCUAAUACCGUCAGCCCCAGUGAGGAGUACUGGAGGUCAGGCCAGAUGGCCAAAGGUAUCAAAAGAUUUUGUCGGGACAUUCAUAUGAUGCUGGGCUUCAAACCUGGCCUAUACUUUAAGGCCUGUUGGAUGUUUCUGUCUCCAGCAACCCUAAUGGCGCUGCUGGUUUACAGCAUUGUGAAAUACCAACCCUCAGAAUAUGGCACUUACCGGUUCCCAUACUGGGCAGAGCUCCUGGGCAUCCUGAUGGGCCUCCUGUCUUGUGCAGUGAUCCCUGCCUGCAUGUUACCUGCUGUGCUCAGGGAAGAGGGGACACUGUGGGAGAGGAUCCAGCAAGCCAGCCGUCCAGCCAUGGACUGGGGUCCUUCUCUGGAGGAGAACCGGACAGGGAUGUAUGUGGCCACCCUGGCGGGUAGCCAGUCGCCUAAGCCUCUGAUGGUCCACAUGAGGAAAUACGGUGGCAUCACCAGCUUCGAGAACACAGCCAUUGAGGUGGACCGGGAGAUCGAAGAAGAGGAGUCCAUGAUGUGA